This is a messenger RNA of Suncus etruscus (white-toothed pygmy shrew), 1587 nucleotides long. RefSeq names its product glycerophosphodiester phosphodiesterase domain containing 4 (gene GDPD4). The annotation marks the transcript as partial. The transcript is spliced from 13 exons. Gene Ontology annotation, cellular component: membrane. The record is from RefSeq and is a predicted model, not a curated record. Gene Ontology annotation, biological process: lipid metabolic process. Gene Ontology annotation, molecular function: glycerophosphodiester phosphodiesterase activity. Lineage: Eukaryota; Metazoa; Chordata; Mammalia; Eulipotyphla; Soricidae.
AUGGCUCAGAAGAGAGAGGAACAGCCGGACAUUCCAGGCCUUUCAACUGUAUUCAACAGGAAGUGCUAUCUUACCUGCAUUACCGGUUGCUUAACCUGCCAGUGGAAAGUCCUGGAUGAGAAAAGAUCUGAACGAGCAAUCUGCUGCUGCUCUUGGACAGAGCGAUUAUUUUGCCCACUUUUGAUUUUUUCAUGGACUGUAUCUCUGAUUGUCCUAUACAUGUGGAUAGAAUCAUCAAAUGAAUACUUUGGCUUUGACUGGGUCAUGUUUCUAGGCACAGGAUACUGGUUCUACUGGUCUAUAUUAUUCCUGAGUUUAUAUGGAAUCAUGUUUGCCUACACUUCUUUGCUGUUGAUAUUUUCACUUUUGUUGAUGUGGGAAGGCUAUGAACUCUAUCUGCACUGGUGUAAUAAGGUGCUGGUUUCUCUCCUGGUUGGAUUUUGCACAUUUUUAAUGUGGGUUUUAUUCACUUUCUGGAAGGAUAGGUGGCUCACAGUUGGACUGUCACUGCAGGUCUUUUGUCCCUUCAUACAACUGACCAGCAUACCUCUGAUGACUCUCUUUUCUUGGAUUCUGGUCACAUAUUUGAUCUACUUAAAACAAAAAGCUGUUCAAAUUUGUGUUGGAUUUCCCUUUAUUAUUAUCCUUUUGUGUCUCUAUUUUGUGCCAAUUGGACAUUAUUCUCCCUGUGUUCAGGACCAGAAAACACUGGGACCCAAGCCAUUGCUCAUUGCACAUAGAGGUGCAGCCAUGUUAGGGCCUGAGAAUACCAAGAUGGCCUUUGAGAAAGCUGUUGAACAUGAAUCCUUUGGUUUGGAGACUGACAUAUACUUAAGCUAUGAUGGAAUACCUUACCUCAUGCAUGACUCCACUCUAAGAAGAACAACCAAUAUCAGGAGCAUCAAGCCAAAUGCCAGUAAUCAACAUUCUAGUAACUUCACUUGGGAGUUUCUAUCAACUCUGAAUGCAGGCCAGUGGUUUAUAGAUCACCCACCAUUUUUCAAUAUGAAACUCCCACGAGGGGAUGAUCUUAAAAAGGCCAGACAUCAGAAGAUUCCAUUGCUAACUGAUUUUUUGGAAAUUGCAAAGAAUGGAAAAAAAUAUAUAAUAUUUGACCUUAAUGGACCUCCAAAAUAUCAUCCUUACAGACACUCAUUUGUCCGUAAAACUGUAGAGGUGGUCCUUGCAUCAAAAAUUGAACAACAUCUGGUUUAUUGGUUGACCAAUUUUGACAGGGAUUAUGUCAGAAGGAUAGCCCCUGGCUUUCAGCAAGUGGAAAGGCUUCGCCCAAUUAAAGUCUUGUCAAAUAAAAAUAUAAACAUAAUAAAUGUUGACUUUAAAUCAUUAUUUGCCAAUGGGUUAAGAGAGUAUAAAAAAAAUAACAUCAGCAUCAAUAUAUAUAUCGUCAAUACUCUUUGGCUCUUCUCAUUGGCUUGGUGCUCCAAGAUUAACUCAGUAACUACAGAUAUGGUUCAUGAACUAAAAAAGAUAAAUUACCCUUCCUACUUCAUGACACCAAGUUCCUAUAUGUUCUGGUGGUUUUUAAUGGAUUUCCUGUCAAUAAUUUUUAUUGGUGCUAUGUUUUAU